Messenger RNA from Jatropha curcas, 1225 nucleotides. Its product is annotated as adenine phosphoribosyltransferase 5. The record is from RefSeq and is a predicted model, not a curated record. Gene Ontology annotation, cellular component: cytoplasm; cytosol. NCBI's taxonomy places the organism in Eukaryota, Viridiplantae, Streptophyta, Magnoliopsida, Malpighiales, Euphorbiaceae. Gene Ontology annotation, biological process: adenine salvage. Gene Ontology annotation, molecular function: adenine phosphoribosyltransferase activity.
AGGAUUAAGGAAGAUACUGUAAGAGAAAGUGGAAAAGAGGAAGACGGAAGGAAAGGAAAUGGAAAUGCACAUUCUUUAAAAUCGCGUGAUGGGGAAGGCCAACUUUGGUUUAUACAAACAGUGAAUUGGAUUGGCCAAACAUAAAUAGACAAAAUAGUGUUAUUUAAUGCGCUUAUCGUCUCUUUAGAUUACAUAGAGAACAGAAAGAUUGGAUCUCUUUAGCUCUACUUAGGAGGGAAAUUGAAAUAAAAAUACAAUUCCUCUUUGUAAUCAAAUUUCAAUUCCCAGCAAACACUCAUCAUCACACAGCUUCUUCUCUUUGUUUUUUGUAUUGAGCCUUUUUCUCAAGAAGAAGAAGAAGAAGAAGAAGAAAAGAACAGAGAAUGUUUGCAGCUGAGAACGGACUCAAGGGAGACCCCAGGCUACGAGCCAUUUCUGAAGCCAUUCGGGUGGUGCCUCACUUUCCCAAGCCAGGGAUAAUGUUUCAAGAAGUAUAAACAACCUUGGUUUGCCUUAGAUCACAAGGCUUAAGCACACUGUUGAUACUCUUUGUUGAUCAGCUACCAGAAUAAUGGGCCAUUUCUUGUUGGUUGCUGGAGUUGAAGCGCGAGGCUUCAUGUUUGGUCCAUCCAUUGCCUUGGCCAUCGGUGCAAAGUUUGUUCCUUUAAGAAAACCCGGAAAACUGCCAGGUACAGUAAUAUCUGAACAGUAUGUUCUGGAAUAUGGAACUGACUGUCUAGAGAUGGAUGUUGGUGCUGUUCAGCCUGGGGAACGUGCAUUGGUAAUUGAUGAUUUGAUAGCCACGGGCGGAACCCUGUCUGCAGCAAUAAGGCUAUUGGAACGUAUGGGUGCUGAAGUUAUCGAAUGUGCCUGUGUUAUUGGAUUGCCUGAGGUCAAGGGACAGUGCAGGCUCAAUGGAAAGCCACUAUACAUACUCGUUGAGCCGCGGGAAAUAGAUAAUUACUGUCAAGAAGUGUGAAUGUGCAUAUGCUUGAGCUGACUUGAAGAAAGAGAUGAUGCUUGAGCAAAUAGACAGUGAUGAUAUCUUGAUAUGUUGCUACAAUUUCUUGUCAUGUAUUUCCAAAAAUGAAAUUUCUUGUCCAGAUUUGGGCCUGUGCUUACCAUGUGAUGUAGAAAGGAUCUUUGGCCUCUCAAAGCUGGAAGCUGUUAUUACUUGUUCUUUUUUCAUGAUAUAAAAAAAAAAAAAAAAAUUCCAUUUCUAAAA